AUGCAAGACGUGCAAGAGGCGAAAGGUGGCGCUCAAACGGCUGCAUUUUGCGUGGUCAACGGGCAAGGCACGCAUAAGACGGUCUACAAGAAGUCCUUGAGCGAGACUGGAGUGGCGAAAGACAUCACUCGCAGCAUUGCUUCGCGAAGAGAGCCAGAGUGUGUAGGUGCUCGGACCACGCCUGUGCUACCGCAUGAGGACUUUUUCGCACAAGCUCGCAAGAUGGUACCUGGUAUGCUCACGGGAGCGACCAGCGCUGCAGUAGCGCGGCAACAGCUCGCCUCUUUCAUUUUCACAACAAGCCACAUGGUGGGUCGAAGCGAGACGUACCUGCGUAACGCAUGGCAACGUUGUCUCUCGAUAUUCAUCGACUCGCCUAUGAACAUGCUUUCCGGUACUCUGGCAUGUUACCUGGCGUAUAUAGGGCGGAAAGAUGGCCGAUCCUACUUUGUGUCAGCCAGUCGUCAGCUGUAUGCGAAAGGUUUGGCUGAGGUGCAACGAGCAAUCAACUGUGCUGCCACAGCCAUGCGAGAUGAGACCCUGGCGGCGUGUUUUGCGUUGGGGAUGUACGAGGCGAUAGAGCGUCCCGAUGAGAGUGCCAGAGCAUAUCAAAACCACAAUGGUGGCUAUGCUAUACGAGACUGGUGGAAUUGCGAGGCCCUCGUGCCCAUCAGACAGGCGCUGGUCACGAGCUCUUCUUGCAGUUCCGCAUGUCAGGUGUAG
Molecule: messenger RNA, 723 nt
Organism: Fulvia fulva
Lineage: Eukaryota; Fungi; Ascomycota; Dothideomycetes; Mycosphaerellales; Mycosphaerellaceae
Exons: 2
Coding region: 1-723 (240 amino acids)
Source: RefSeq, a predicted model, not a curated record